AUCCCCAUCAAUGUCGUUUCGUCCUAAUUUCCAGUUUGCUUCUUUUUGAGCGAUAGUUUAUCAUUCUAGUCAUACGGCUCACUUGACAGCAACAGUAACAGGUAUGCACUGCUAAAGCGGCUACCGAGCUUCGACACCUCCCUAUCUCCCAGUCCAUUGAUUUCCUACGCACAUCACGACUCUUACCAUGGUCGUGGACAAUCGGCCAUAUGAACUGGUCCUCUAUGGCGCAAGUGGGUACACUGGCAAACUCUGCGCUGAACACAUCACGAUGCACCUUCCCACCAACCUAAACUGGGCUGUCGCUGGCCGCAGCGCCGACAAACUCCAGGGAGUGGUCAAGAAGCUGGAAGAGCUCAACCGUGACCGAAACCCACCAUCGAUCGAGGUCACGGCUCAUCAGAAAGAUGAUCUCCAUGCACUUGUGCGCAAAACACGUCUCGUGGUCACAACAGUCGGACCUUACUCAAAAAUGGGAGAACCAAUGGUCGAAGCUUGUGCCAGUAACGGAACUCAUUAUCUGGAUUGCACUGGGGAGUCGCCGUGGUUUCGGCAGAUGAUUCAGCGAUACCACCGUUUAGCACAGAGUACUGGAGCAAUCAUCAUUCCGCAGUGCGGCAUUGAGUCUGUUCCCGCAGACCUGCUCACUUACAUUGUCUGCAAUCAGAUCCGUAGCAGGUUUUCAUCGUCAACCCGCAAUGUAACUCACGUCUUAUACAACGCCAAAGCAAGCGCUUCUGGCGGCACUCUGAGCUCAAUUCUUGCGGUCUUCGAAACCUUUUCUAUCAGCUACUUGAUCAAGAGCAUGCACCCAUUCGCCCUGUGUCCAACUUCACCGUCGUCAUCGAAUCGGAAUGCGCCUCUCCAUGCCCAGCAAUCGUUGUACGAAAAACUCCUAGGUGUAGCCAAUAUCCCUGGUAUGGGAAUUAUGACAGACUCGCCAGGUGCAAGCGUGGAUACCGCCGUAGUGAAUCGCUCAUGGGGCUUGCUGUCGUCCCUCUCUCCUCCAUCCACCUCUUAUGGUCCGAAUUUCUUUUUCAAGGAAUGGAUGAGGAGUACUGGACUCAUCAACGCAGCAAUAUUUCACUACGCCUUUAUGGCAGCUCCGCUCUUUCUCAUAAUGCCGCCGAUCCGCUGGCUGCUGCGAAAGUUUGUCUUUCUGUCACCUGGCGAUGGCCCAGAUCUCGAUCAAGCAGGGCGACGAGAGUUCAUAGAAUACAGGACUAUUGGAGAGGCGGACCCAGACGCCUCGAAGAAGACUUCGGCAAGGUUAUAUUACGAAGGCAGCAUGUAUGCGUUCACUGGUAUCUUGCUUGCUGAAGCAGCUAUGGUAUUGGCACGACCCGAAGAGAAGAGUGGCCAACCAUGUGAGGCGAGAAGGCUUGGUGGAGGUUUGCUGACGACCGCUUGCUUAGGCGAAGAGUUCGUUGACAGACUGAAGGCUGCUCAUGGCGUCGUACUCGAGGUGCAGUGAAGUACAUGCUGGAAAGAUCGAACGAAUGCGUUAAAAU
Molecule: messenger RNA, 1511 nt
Organism: Pseudovirgaria hyperparasitica
Lineage: Eukaryota; Fungi; Ascomycota; Dothideomycetes; Acrospermales; Acrospermaceae
Exons: 4
Coding region: 188-1474 (428 amino acids)
Biological process (GO): glycolipid biosynthetic process
Cellular component (GO): mitochondrion; plasma membrane; lipid droplet
Source: RefSeq, a predicted model, not a curated record